GCCUGCUAGUCAUCAUGGAUCUGGAACGAUGGCGUAGAUCAAGCAGCGCGCCGCAACCUUCAGCUCUUCCUUUGCGUUCGACAAGACGACAACUGACUAGCAACUAUCCUAUCUUCGCGCUCUCGCUUCAUUCUGUCCUAACGCAGCUGUGGAUUCAGUAACCUAGCCGCAGUUGCUGUCGAUCGCUGCGUCGCUAGCUUUUGAACCAUGCCGCGAAGCAUCAAUACAUGAUACAGCAAUAGUCCACUCCUGUAUACGGAACUCUACAAUGGUGCCGCGCGCGGCAACCUUACUGUUCGCUUUGGUAGGGACGAGCGCCGCAGUAGGCGAUCCUAGACCAUUCCAUGGGCCAUACCGAGUUCCCAAAGCAUACGAACGUCGAGCCGACAUCAACAAGCCUCCAUUCCCUCUUGGCACAGGAACUACCGCUCUCACAUCCAGCAAGGCCGAGACGCUACAGGAGACGUCGACCGCUGUAGCUGGUGCACUAGAAAGCAGCCAUGCAGCGACAUCGACGGCAUCUGAUGCCACUCCGCAAACGCAGUCGAGCACCGCAGCCCAGAGUGAACUUGUGCCAACAUAUUCGGACACAGGAACACAGGCUCGCAAUAGCAGCAGCCCAUCCACACAACAAUCAGUUCUGUCCCCGGCAUCCAGUACCGCACAAGUGCCUACGACAAGCCUGCUCCACGAGACCGAGGCGCGCCAGACCGGUAGCAAUGGCACUGGUCGAAUACCAGGCUCACCAAAUAUCACAACCGUUGCACCGACAGACGCAAUCGUAUCCAGCUCAAGAGCUGCAGAAAACAGUGGCUGGAUUCUGACAGGCAACACGACAACAUCGCGCUCACUGCCACGGAUUGCAAACAGCAGCAGUAGCAGCAGACUUUCUCUUUCGAACAUUAGUUCGAGGCUGUUUCCUUCGUCCCUGGCAAUAGUACCUUCUGGACACGGGCCGUUCACUGGAAACCUCACUGCAGUGCACACCUUCAACCCGCCGCGGCCGACCAUCUGUUCCGGCGCAACGCUCAACAUCAAAAACGCAUCACUAGACUAUUGGUACGCACAGACUUACACGCAAGUCGACUCCACGUUUUUGAUCGAGUUCAACGAGAACGAUACAUCGACUGGCUGGACUCUGUUACCUGCGACAGGCACGCUGGACAUCACUUCGGCCAUCGCCAAUCCAGAAUGCUCAUCCACCACAUCUUUCGCUGCAGAUAUUAGCCAAUCCGGAGUGGAGUACUACUGCUCAGAAACACCAACGCCGGCAGCAAAGUCCACGAGUGUUGUUGAGCAGACUGCUUACAUACAGCCAAAUGCGACUACCUCGAAUGGCGAAAUACCGGAUGUGGUCAUCGCACCAACACCAGCCGCGAUCACGGUGGCGAAUGCUGCUGGGACAAGUACGUAUCAUGCUGGGACUUCGGUCGUGCAUUUCUCCCAAUAUGAAAUUGUGAGCAAGCAGCCAUAUCGACAUUGGAAUGGCAGCCAGGGUUGCUUGGAAUCUGCACAAGUAUACGACCUGCCCGAACCCGCAAGUUUCGAGUACCAAGAAGAAACAACCGUGAACGAAUCACUUGCAGUCGGGAAACUGGGCCGAUUCAAUGCCGCUCUGCUUCGAGUUCUUAGCAGUGCGGACGUGGAGCUUCCCAGGAAUGUGGCAUUGGGAGAUCUCGAGGCUGAACCAACGGUCGUUGUUGUGGUUGAAAAGGUCGUCGCUGCUGCUGCCGCCAUUCCUCUGGGCUUUGUAUCACCAUCGCCAAAGCUGGAAACACCCACGGCUACUUUACCACCUGGUCUUUCUUUCGAAGCCACGACUCCCACAGAGCCAGGUUCGACAUUCGUACCGAUCACAGCACACGUUGAGAGGUCAGCUGAGAGCCUCGACGUGCCCAGCAAGACAACUAAGAAAGCGACUACCCCUCAAAACACAGGUGGGGCGGGCGUCGACUCCAAUAUCGUCACCGAGGAUGGCGAAGAUACCGAUGAUGAUAAUGAUAGCAGGCUCUUGAUCUCGGUGCCUUUUGUUGCUCAUCUUGAGAACAGUGCUGUUACGCUCGCAGUGCCACUCAAUCCCACUAAUACUCAAAACGUGGUCACGGCUCAAUUUAGUGGGCGAGUGGUAACCGCGACCAGGCUACCAGGCGCAAGCCCAAUUCAAGGUGGAGAUGCCAAUGUCGGCCGAAUCGUAUCCAUCAUACAAGGUGCUGCGCAGCCCACCAACGCACUCGAGGUGCUGAACCAAGCGCAGGCAACGUUCUCUGCGAAUAGUCCGGCGAGCGCUAUUGCUGCCGGUCUCGGCUUAACUCCACUUCCUGGCGACAGCGAUGAUUUACCUUUGGCUUUACCGCUGGAUUUGGGCUCUCAAGGGUCUGGACUAUCAAAUAAUGAGCUCGUCCGGCCAUUGAUCAUCGGUACUUCUGUCUUCUCUGCUACAAGAGUAGGCGAAGGACUUGUGAUUGAGGAUCAAACAGUGGUCGCGGGCGGCGCACCUAUAACCGUAGCUGAUCACGCGGUAUCAUUGAGUCCAGGUGCUACAGCCCUAGCUGUAGGAGGCAAUGUGGUGAAUGUUGGAGGUGUCUCCGGUCUGGACGGCGCUGCGAAUGCUCCAAUGCUGACCCUCGGCGAUACAGUCCUUGGUGCCACAAGAGUGGCGGCUGGUUUUAUUGUGGCUGGACAGACACUGUCAGCAGGAGGUGCGUCAGUCACUGUCGGCGGCUCUGCCAUCUCCUUGAAUGAGGACGCUACUGAGAUCACGAUCGGUGGAUCUACUGUCAACAUGGCGCCUCAAGGCAAUGUCGGCGCUGCCGCGAACAUUCCUGUGAUCCAGGUCGGCACCGAUCGAUUCACAGCCAAUGCUGCUACCCAGUUCAAUAUCGAUGGGACGAUCCUCACCCCUGGAGGUCAAGUCGUUGCAGCCGGAACCACAAUCAGUCUGGGAACAAGUGCGACGGCACUCAUAAUCGACGGCACAUCGCAGCAGCUUUCGCCACCGGUCAUCACGCCUGCACCUCUCCUGACCAUUGGAGGCAUUGUAUACAGACCAAAUUUAGGUUCAACGUAUGACAUCGACUCCACCUUCCUGACUCCCGGAGGGGAGGUCGUGGUAUCGGGUACGACGAUAUCACUUCCCACGACAGGCGCAAGUGUUAUCAUAAACGGGAUUGCGCGUCCCAUUGCUACAGGCCAGCCGAGUGAAGCGGAUUUUAUCACCAUAACAGCGCCGCCGGCGUUAUUUCUCAAUGGGAGGAUCGUCGCCCCGAAUGCCGGAACAUCGUAUAUCGUUUCUGGUCAGACGCUGUCGCCUGGUGGCUUCAUCACACUCGAGAGACCAUACGGAACAGAAGUGAUAUCACUGAACUCCGCAGCCAAUCAAAUUGUGCGGACAGCUAAUGGGCAGUCCUACACGUCGUAUGUUGGUAUGGUCGGAGCAGCACCUGGAGGAGCUCCAGUCUUGACCAUCGACGAUGAGACAUACUCCGCAAUCGAGUACAAUGUCGGAUCUGGCGCAACAUAUCUCAUAGACGACCAGACACUGAAACCCGGAGGUGUGAUCACAAUAGAGCGCUCGAAUGGCAAGGAAACAAUCUCCUUACUUCCUGCUGGAACUGCCAUUGUUCUCGGGUCCAAUGGUGUCACGAGCACUUCAGUCAUUGACGAUGCGUAUGGCGUUCGUCCGACUCGAGCGCCAGUACUCACGAUUGGAGGCGAGACUUUCACGGCUAUCAACAAUGGCGCAACGUACAACAUCGAUGGCCGAACGCUGACUCAAGGAGAGGUAGAGACGGUGACAGUCAAAGGACAGACGUACAUUGUCAGUCUGUCACCUUACGCCACAAUAUUGGAGGUUGUUGAGGUCGGAGCGAAUGGAAGGGCUAUCACAACCAUUUUCGAGACUCUGUUUCCCGCUACAGCAGCUGCUGCCACCACGACGAGUACUGAGUCAAGCAACGGUGCGUCCACGACAGCCAGGGCUUCUGGAUCGAGCAGCUCACCCACAGAGGCUUCGAGCGCUGAUGACCAGAGUGGAGCUUUACACUCAGCCUCUGCCACACUCGCUGUUAUUUUGCUGGUGAUCAGCUCUUUGGCGAUGGCUAUCUGGCUAUGAUCAUGCAACUC
Molecule: messenger RNA, 4122 nt
Organism: Cercospora beticola
Lineage: Eukaryota; Fungi; Ascomycota; Dothideomycetes; Mycosphaerellales; Mycosphaerellaceae
Source: RefSeq, a predicted model, not a curated record